This is a messenger RNA of Pygocentrus nattereri (red-bellied piranha), 634 nucleotides long. RefSeq names its product luteinizing hormone subunit beta (gene lhb). The record is from RefSeq and is a predicted model, not a curated record. The transcript has 3 exons. Lineage: Eukaryota; Metazoa; Chordata; Actinopteri; Characiformes; Serrasalmidae. The coding region runs from base 86 to 511 and encodes 141 amino acids. Gene Ontology annotation, biological process: G protein-coupled receptor signaling pathway. Gene Ontology annotation, molecular function: hormone activity. Gene Ontology annotation, cellular component: extracellular region; cytoplasm.
AAGGUUUCAGUUCUGCACGUUAUAUAAAUGUGUGGAGAUUCACCUCAAGCACAACAGCCUGCUGAGCACAGCACAGUCCCUAAAGAUGUCCGUUUCUCCAGCCUGCGCUUUUCUUCUCCUGUUUUGCUUUGGCGCCGUACUCAGCCCUGCCCAAAGCUAUCUCCUCCAGCCCUGUGAGCCAAUCAACGAGACCGUGUCCGUGGAGAAAGAAGGCUGCCCAAAAUGCCUGGUGUUUCAGACCACCAUCUGCAGCGGACACUGCCUCACCAAGGAGCCUGUGUACAAGAGCCCGUUCUCCACCAUCUAUCAGCACGUGUGCACCUACAGGGAUGUCCGCUAUGAAACCGUUCGCCUACCCGACUGUCCUCCUGGCGUGGACCCCCACGUCACGUACCCCGUGGCCCUCAGCUGUGACUGCAGUCUGUGCACCAUGGACACCUCUGACUGCACCAUCGAGAGCCUGACGCCAGACUUUUGCAUGAUGCAGCGAGAGUUCAUAGCUGAGUACUGAACAUCAUCCAGCACACGUCCCAACUGGGAGGAUCUGCACAAGCCCAUUUUACUCCAUGCACUAAAUGCACUGUGUUAAUAAAUUACAAUAUUAACUAUAAUAAACAAACAUCUUUUAAAAACA